AUGUCAAAAGAAAAUGCUGUUGGUAUCGAUUUAGGAACGACAUGCUCUUGUGUCGGUGUAUGGUCAAAAGACCGGGUUGAAAUUAUUGCAAACGACCACUGUAGUCUAACUACACCUUCAUAUGUUGCUUUCACCGAUACAGGGCAUCUGAUUGGGGACGCCGCAAAAAACCAAGUCGCCAUGAAUCCUUAUAAUACUGUUUUUGACGCCAAACGUCUUAUUGGUCGUAGAUUUACUGAUCAUGAAGUACAAUCGGAUAUGAAG
Molecule: messenger RNA, 264 nt
Organism: Racocetra persica
Lineage: Eukaryota; Fungi; Glomeromycota; Glomeromycetes; Diversisporales; Gigasporaceae
Source: the annotation of a GenBank genome assembly